This is a messenger RNA of Andrographis paniculata, 1188 nucleotides long. RefSeq lists its product as uncharacterized. The transcript is spliced from 6 exons. Gene Ontology annotation, molecular function: nucleic acid binding. Gene Ontology annotation, biological process: DNA integration. Lineage: Eukaryota; Viridiplantae; Streptophyta; Magnoliopsida; Lamiales; Acanthaceae. Bases 1 to 1188 code for a protein of 395 amino acids. The record is from RefSeq and is a predicted model, not a curated record.
AUGUCGGCAAAGUAUGCCAACUUGGGAGCUACGUUGAAUGACGCAUACAUGGUGAAAAAUUUGUUCGACACUGUGCCUACUCAGUAUUACCAGGUUAUCGCCGGAAUCGAACAAUUCUAUGAUCUUCCCACCAUGCCUUUCGAAGAAGCCGUUAGACGUCUUAAAACAUUCGAGAAGCGCAUCCGGCAAACAACACUUAGCGGAAAAAGUGGCAGUCAGCUACUCAAGGAAAAGGAGCCCGCACUUUUACUGUCAGCUGCGGCAAAAAGAGAAAAUCGAGCUCUAUUAAGCAAGGAACAAACAAAUGCUCGAACAAAGGACGGAGAUGGACCCGAAGGUGACACUUGGUACUUCGACAAUGGAGCAAGUAAUCACAUGACUGGAGAGCGCAAACACUUUCGUCACCUGGAUGAAUCGGUGCAAGGAGAAGUAAAAUUUGGGGCUGAAUCCAAAUUUCAGAGUAAAGGAAAAUUAUUGUACUAUUCGAUUUCAAGGGCGACAAGCAGUGAUUACUCGAUGAGGGAACAAACUAGUGAUGGAAGAGGAGCAUCUAUGGAUAUACAACUCGAGUGGGAUCCUGACCAUGAAGAUCAAGGAUGGUUGUGGAAUGCUCGGCUCGGGCAUGUCAACUUCGAGGCCUUGAGAAAGCUAAUAGAAAAGAAAAUGGUGAUUGGUGUACCACUGAUCACACGUCCGAAUCAGCUAUGUCAAGGAUGCCUUAUCACUAAGCAGCCACGACAGCCAUUUCCAACACAAACACGGUAUCGAGCAAAGAAAGCACUUGAGCUUCUACACGCCAACCUCUGCGGACCAAUCACUCCCUCAAAACAGCCGAGUUUUAUGAUCAGAUCGAAGGACCAGGCGUGUAGCACAUUCAAAAAUUUCAAACAGCAAGUGGAGACUGCCAGCGGGUACCGAGUCAAAAAAUUGAGGACCGAUUAUGGCGGGAUUCAAAGACAUCUGACCGCUCCCUACACGCCACAACAUAAUGGAGUAGUAGAGCGCAGAAACCAGACAGUGAUGGUGAUGGCAAGAUCACUCCUAGAAACUAUGCAUGUCCAAAACGAGUUAUUGAGGGAGGCCAUGAGACAUGCAGUGUACAUUCUGAAUCGACUACCAACAAAGGCACUCGAGAUUGCACACCAUUUGAGAUAUGGUGCGGAACGAAGCCAAACCUCACUCAUCUAA